Messenger RNA from Rosa rugosa (rugosa rose), 1161 nucleotides. Its product is annotated as probable disease resistance protein At5g66900. The record is from RefSeq and is a predicted model, not a curated record. The coding region runs from base 1 to 1161 and encodes 386 amino acids. NCBI's taxonomy places the organism in Eukaryota, Viridiplantae, Streptophyta, Magnoliopsida, Rosales, Rosaceae. The transcript has 4 exons.
AUGGAGAGCGUGACACGCAUUGGCUUUGAGUUCUAUGGUGAUAGUACAGACAUAUGCUUUUCAUCGCUUGAAGAACUAUCGCUCAGUGAUUUUCCGAACUUGGAAACCUGGUCGAGUGCAAAUAAUGAAAAUGCAUUUCCGAGCUUGAGGAAGUUAACCAUAAAUAGGUGUCCCAAGUUGACACAUAUACCAUUUUGUUUGUCUCUUCAACAUUUGGAGCUGCGGGAUUGUAAUCCAUCUUCAAUCUUCAUUGGAGGUUUAACUUUGCUGACAGUGCUUGUAUUAGAAAAACUUCCAGAGCUGCGCUCUCUACCACCAGGGCUUUCUGCAUCUAAUCUGUCUUCUCUGGAGGUCUUAUCUUGCCCUAAGCUUUGUUCCCUGCCUUUGGAGAUCGGAAACCUCACUGCGCUGAAAUCAUUAACCAUUCGUUGGUGUGAUGAGUUGUCCUCUCUGCCAGAGAGUUUGCAGAACCUCAAAGCUCUGGAGUCACUAGAGAUUAGUGACUGUCAUAGUAUAAUCUCGAUGCCAGAUGGUGCAAUUGGAGUUCAAUUUGUAUCACCAAACUCCUUGAUGGCAUUGAAACUGCUGAGCAAAGUCACGGACUACAACAUCAGAGGGUACACGAAACGCAGAGCUAAGAGCGUCAUGGAGAAAUUCUUUGAGGGGAUUAAUGCGUUGCCUGCUUUAACAAGUCUCAAGCUUUUGGAACUAGAGGUUAAUGCAGAUUCUUUUUAUCAUCACGAUUUUCAACUUUAUUCCAAACUUAGCCGAUUAGCUACUUUGAUCAAGGCAUCUCCUCACCUGCAGAGACUUGUCUUGAAGUUGUGCUUCUAUCCUGCUGAAGAUCGAGAUACAGAAUAUUUGGACAAGCGAAUGCCAAUGAAACUAGAAAAAGCUCCAAAAUGGCCACAUCAUUGUCUGAAGGUAGUAGAAAUAAUAGGAUAUCGUGGUCGACCACAUAUUGUUGAAUAUGUCAUGGACUUAGUAGAGAAUGCUGUUGCACUUGAGAAAAUUGUUAUCGAUCCUAUUGAGCCUGAGAAUUGGUCUUGCUAUCAUACGAUACCAGAUAGAAGAGUUGAGAAGAGUAAGAAGGCAAGAGAUCAUGCCAUGCAUCAGCUUAAAAGGAUGGUGCCUUCAACUAUAGAGUUUGUUUGUCUGUAG